Ruditapes philippinarum (Manila clam) is the source of this 3540-nucleotide messenger RNA. RefSeq lists its product as uncharacterized. The transcript has 2 exons. NCBI's taxonomy places the organism in Eukaryota, Metazoa, Mollusca, Bivalvia, Venerida, Veneridae. Bases 1643 to 2524 code for a protein of 293 amino acids. The record is from RefSeq and is a predicted model, not a curated record.
UUGUGAAAUUGGAUCUGAAGGUAUAAGCCAUCACAGGAACUUGAAAUUCAAUCAAAUUAAGUAGUAACUUAAGUCUAGAUUUUCUAAUUGAUUCUCUUUUACAGAGAUGGUAUAUGUUGAGAAAAAUCUGAAAUUCUGGGCCCCAGAAAAUGCCAGAUUUUUCUUAUGUACAAGGGGAUAAAAUUUUGUUUAACAGUGAUUUAAUUUUUGUCAUUUGAAUAUUCCGAAAAAUACCUAUGAUGAAAUGAGAUUUUUGUGACCGCAUGACUGUUGUCUGCCGUGUGCAGUCAUCGAAUUUAGCACUGGCCCGGUGGCCCAUGGCCUUCGAAAAUUAGUUCAGGCCAGUGAAAAUUUAAGAAAAUUAAGUUAAAUAUAUAGUAGAAUAAAUUCAAAACUGGAAUUCGGGCUAGUAAAUUCAAAACCUUAAAUUCCCUGACUGUGUGUGUUGGCUGUAGUUAUCAACAAGUGUAUAAAGCUAUAUAACUGCUGCAAAAGAUUUUGUUCCAAUUUUGAAAAAAAAACACUUUCAAAAUGCAUGUAUAAAAGAAAUAUGUUAGUAUAUGGCUUAAAAGUGUAUACAUGCCACUUCCUAACCUGUUAAAAUCUUUUUUAAAAUAGCUACAUAUUUACAUGAUAAUUUGUUCCUGAUCAUUUUAUUUUAUUUACUUCCAAGUUUAUAUAGAGACUUUUACAACUCUUUUGAGAAUCCGUAAGAUUUGGGAAGUAAUUUUUUUUUUGCUGUUGAUAAAUUCAUUAGAUAUACCCUUUUAUAGACAGGUAAUGGGUUGAUUAGUCUGUAAAUAUAAAAGCAGGUAGUCAAAAGAAAUAAAUUUUUGUUAGUGUUUUAUUAAUAAUCCCAUCAUUAUAAAUCCACAUAUUAAUUAUAUUUUAAAAGAUACAAUGUAUAGUUUGAAAUAUAUUUUCAUCAUGUCAUUUCGUUGAUUUCUGUUGAUUAAGUGCAUGCCUGAUAAAUUUAGCUUCAUCAUUCACCCUCUGAUUUAUCAGACACCUCGGCAGAGCCUCGUCUUUUUUUCUUAUCCUUGUACGAUAAAUUUUGUAAUAUCAGACACCAGCAUGGUGUAUAAUUAUAGAGUUUGAUCUAUAUCAUGUUGAGUUGUCUAUAUACAUGUAUAUAUACAUGUACUUAUACAUGUAUAUAAAAUUGAAAGUCAAUUUGAUAAAGUCAAAGAUAAUGAAUUGAUUAUAACUUUUGCUUUUGUGCUUGUGUUUGUAACUUCAAAUUCAAGUAAUUGUUAGGUGUUGAUUCUUAAAAAGGGCUGGCACAGUUCUUUAAAUUUAUUUAAUUCCUUUUCCCCAUUUAACUACUUUUAUUUUCAUGUUCUAUUUUUAUGCUACAUAACAGUUACAUGUAUUGCUAUUUUUAGCGGUAUUGGAUGUAUGGUAAUGUCUAUUUAUAGCCAGGUCAUGAGCAUGCUCAGUGGACAGAUAAACAAAUAAACAUGUUGCAAACAUGUCUGUGUGGUAGUCUUCAAUACUGUAUAAAUACUACACCACUAUCGGUUUAUUUCAUACACCUUGCGAUAGAGCAAACUGAUAAAGAUAACUCUUACAGAGAAGCUUUGAGAAAUAAUCUUCCAAGAUUUGUCUACCUUUAUAUUUGACAAGAAUUCACUAUAUAGAAAUGGCUUUACCAAAUGGACCAAUGGAGAUUGUUUUCUCCUUUGACACAACGGGCAGUAUGAGCUCAUGUUUGAACGAGGUACGCGGGAGAAUCGCGGACAUGGCUCAGAGACUUCAGGCUGAUAUCCCCGGCAUUAAAAUGGCGAUCUUUGCACAUGGAGACUAUUGCGACCGGCACAAUUACAUCACAAAAUUUGUGGACUUCACGGAUGAUGUAACAAAACUUGUAGAUUUUGCCCAAAACGUCAGCUCGACUGGUGGCGGGGAUUCAGACGAAUGCUAUGAACUUGUUCUACAUGAGGUGCGCACCAAACUCUCAUGGACACCAGGGUCACAAAGGGCACUUGUCAUGAUCGGUGACUGCAAUCCCCAUGAGCCAAAUUAUCCUGAUAACAAGUUAAAGUUAGAUUGGAGAGUUGAAGCAGAUGAAUUGGGAAAAAUUGGUGUUCGAAUUUACUCUGUACAAUGCCAUACCUAUAAUGCUGACAAGUUUUAUUCGGAAAUUGCUCGCCGCACUGAUGGUCAACAUUUAAAAUUAAGUGACUUUAAAAACAUUUUCGAUUUCCUGAUGACGGUCUGCUACAAAGAAAGAGGGGAUGACCUGUUUUUCAAUUACGAGAAAGAAGUAAGGGCUCGUUCUUCAAACAUAAAUAAAGACUUGCAUAAAUUGUUUGGAGAUCUUAGAGACAAAAUAGAUACAGCUCCUGAUACACGGUCUGAAAGUAGCAUAGAACCAGCAAAAAAGCUUGGAAAAGGGGGGGUGAAAGUGGCAAAGAAAGUAAAUGCAAAAGGAGCGAAGCCUGUUCUUAAAGCUGUGGAGAAAUCGCCUGCUAGCAUUAAGAAGGUGAAAGCAGUACCUGCCCACAAGAAAUACGAGGGUUGAUCAAUAAAUUCGUGGACACACUCCAUAAAUUGUUUUUUUGAGGAAGGAAAGUUAAUAUAAUUAUAUGUGACAUUUAUUCAAUUAUUUAUCAAUUUGAUGUGUAAGUUUCAGAUAAAUAAUCCAUAUAUUUUAUCCAAAAUGACAGUUUUAAGAAAUACAUGUAAAGCUGAUCGCCGCAGCUCAUUUGCAACUUACGUUACGUCGUGACGUCGGCGUUACAUCUUCUCAAAAACAAUGCAGCACCAACUUUUACACAUCGUUCAUGCCUGUGUACCCACCGACUGAAAAUGUUCUUAUACAAUGAAGUAUCAAAUGAACGCAACACAGACAAUGCUAUGGACUGCAAAUCAUGGAACCCGGUUAACUUGUGUCCCUUUAACUCUGCCUUCAAUUUCACUCGCAUAACGUUCGCAUCGCAACAAGUUUUAAUUGGUCUGCCGCAUCUCUUAUCAUCUUGAAGUUCUUCUCUACCCUCACAGAAGUGUAUGUGUCACUUAUAAACUAACGAAUAAGACACUUUUUUUGUUCCAGAUACAAUUUCCAUGUUUUCUUUAGUUUGCUUUGGCGUCAUACCAAGAUUUACACAGAACUUAAUUACUGCCCUCUGCUCCAACAACGUCGUGCUCCUCUCUGGUGACACACCCCUGUCUCCAUUAACAUCUCCAACAAACAAAAGAAAUAGUAGCGACGCUUGCUUUUUUUAAUGUUCUAUAAACGAUAUGAAAGAACGUUGCCGUCAUUUUCAUAUUUUAAAGAAGCACGCCAAAAUAAGGACAUUUUUUAAGUAUUUCAAAAUGGUAAAUAUAACUUUUUUUUGAGCUGUGGCGUUCGUACGGUAUAGGGUUGCUAUGGCGAUACAUAUAAUGAACAAAAUGAAAUUUGUUUUUAAAAAAUCACAAUAUAUUUGAAUAGUAUUAAAUUCUUCUCCUAAAUAGCAAAAAAUCUUUAUAAUAUCUUGAUUAAUUAUUAAGUUAUUAAUAGUGUCCAUGAAUAUAUUGAUCAACCCUCGUACAUGG